AUGCUGACAAGAAGUAUCGGUAGAGCUGCAGUCCGCCCAGCUAUAUGUAUGAGCAGGUGUUUAAGUACUGCUGUUUAUGAACCUCCAAAGUACGAUGAGCUUGACACUAAUACAUGGCUAAAAAUCGAUAAAGAAACUAGAGAGGAGAUAACGGAAUAUUUAGACUGGAAGAUGGAGGCCAAUUGGUCUCUUAUGACGCCACGCGAACAACGAGCAGCUUACUUUGUUGCUUUCGGUGAUUAUGGUCCUAGAGCGAAACCCGGUUCUAAAGCGGCCCAGAUGCAGAUGUCUGGAGCUGAACUGAUCCUUAGAGGCGUAUUUAGUACUGUGCUUUUCACUGCAGUGGCCAUAAGUGUUUUGAAUUACGGAAAGGACCGCAGAGUUAUGGAGAACUUAGAUAAAUUGAAAGAAUCGGCGGACCAUGUUUCUUAG
Lachancea lanzarotensis is the source of this 432-nucleotide messenger RNA. It is a transcript of the gene MTC3, whose product is annotated as LALA0S06e07822g1_1. The coding region runs from base 1 to 432 and encodes 143 amino acids. Gene Ontology annotation, biological process: mitochondrial electron transport, cytochrome c to oxygen. The record is from RefSeq and is a predicted model, not a curated record. The transcript has a single exon. NCBI's taxonomy places the organism in Eukaryota, Fungi, Ascomycota, Saccharomycetes, Saccharomycetales, Saccharomycetaceae.